AUGGCACAGAUCUCCUUGCAUAAACGUAGUCUGCCAGCAUUGGCUUGUACUGCCGAUGAUUCAAAACUACUGCCAUGCACCUGUCAUAUCAAAUAUGACCAGGUCCGCUUGUAUGCCACCUUCACUCUUCAACACGUUAUUGAUACCAAUGAUGCAACGACGAUGCAUUCCUUCACAUUCAUCUACAAUUCCGACAACCUUCACCCUGAGACAACAACCUACACGACGUCAGGCCGAGAUCUUACUCAAUUAGAAUCACAACACAUCGCGCGAAAUAUAACGCCUAAAGUUCGUGCAUUAUCCCUACAACUAAAGAAACCUUGCGCCAUCCUUUGUCCCAAAGAGAGAAUACCUAGACCCACCCAUCUUAUCGGUCUUGCUAAAGCCACCGACAUCACAAUAAUAUUUGACCGGAAUUGGCUCACCUCACAACAACAUAGAUUCAUCUUUGACAUUGUUGCCCAGCCAGAAACAUUUAGUGGCUUCCCUAUUGAUGAGAAGAAUCUCAAAGGACGCAGGCUUGACAACUGGACCGUCUUUUACCCCGCUGAUGAUCGUGUAUCGAAUGAACCUCACCCAUACAUCAAAUUGAGCUCCAAGCGUAGCCUGCAAGAGUCAGACGACACAGCAGGGUUGUCGCCGCCGAAACGCAUAUUGUGUACACCCGUACACUCGCCCACUAAAGAGGCCACUGUAAUUCCGACCCCCAGAUCCUGGGAAGCACCUCCAAAUAUCGACGGAUUACAGCACGCCCCUCUGCCUCCUUCCACUCCAUCACCAUAUGCUGUCUCCGUUCGUACACCGACCCCACAUAGCCUUCCUCCACGCGCCGAAUCUCUGCACAACCUAGAGGAUGACCUCACCACGAUCUUCGAGAACACUGCGUAUGAUGCUCAAUACCUGCGGAGCGCUGCCGACGACGAAUUCCUAUCGGCUGUUGAAGAACAGAGACAAGGAUUUCAGUACAGCACCGAAGAUGCACUUAGAGAAUUUCUAGAGGAGAUUGACAGGAUAGUAGAUGAGACUUUCUGCAAGCUCGAAGAAAAGGUAGUUCAAUAUCUGGAAUCAGUGGAGGAAUCAGUGGAGGAACAAUUUGAGAAAGUGAUUACUGAAAAGGUGGAUAGGUUUGCAUAUGCAUAUGGCAAGUGGAUGAUGAGUGUGGCGCGAUCUGCUGCCGGCAGCAGAGGAGGGAGGAUGACGAGGAAGGCAGGUCAGAAAGCUAUUCAUCAAAAGAAUUAA
Aaosphaeria arxii CBS 175.79 is the source of this 1239-nucleotide messenger RNA. RefSeq lists its product as uncharacterized. The transcript is spliced from 3 exons. The record is from RefSeq and is a predicted model, not a curated record. Lineage: Eukaryota; Fungi; Ascomycota; Dothideomycetes; Pleosporales. The coding region runs from base 1 to 1239 and encodes 412 amino acids.